GGUGCCCGCCACGGCCUGACCAUGAGUGCCAAGCUGGCGCGCCUGGAGGAGCAGGAGCGAGCCUUCCUGGCCACGUACCGACACCAGGAGGGGCAGCACGAGCCCCCAGCAGAGAGGCAGGAAAAAAAGAAAAAGAAAAAAAGGAAACAGCCCAGGGACGCAGCUGAUCCCGAGGAGUGA
Leptosomus discolor (cuckoo roller) is the source of this 180-nucleotide messenger RNA. The record is from RefSeq and is a predicted model, not a curated record. Lineage: Eukaryota; Metazoa; Chordata; Aves; Leptosomiformes; Leptosomidae.